Molecule: messenger RNA, 2583 nt
Organism: Rotaria sordida
Lineage: Eukaryota; Metazoa; Rotifera; Eurotatoria; Philodinida; Philodinidae
Source: the annotation of a GenBank genome assembly
AUGUCAACGGAUUCUGAACAUCAUCGACCAUCAUUUCGUUUUCGUGAUAAAUUUUCACGUAUUAAAGAUAAAGUUAAAGAAAAAGUUAAGGACAAAGCUAUUAAACAUAAUAUUACAUUAAUUGUUCAUCAAAAUUUAACAUCAAAUGAUACAGAUGAUCAUUAUACUACACAUAGUAGUCGUCAUGGUUUUCGUCAACACAUGCAUCAUAUGAAAGAUGUUUUAAAAAAUAAAACACAUUAUAGUGAAAUUAAAGAUAAAAUAAAACAUAAAAUUGAUGAUAAAUUUGAUUUACAUGAUAAUAAAACAUAUCCAAAAGGUUUUUAUGAUUCAUUAUUUAGUCCUGAAACUGAGAAUGAUGUUUAUUUACAAACAGCACUUACAUGUUUGUGGGUUAUUGCUCUAUUAUGUAUUAUACCAACAAUAAUAAUUAUAUUUUUACCUUCAAGAAAAAAACGAACAGCUACUAGUACCAAUAUGAUCUUUUUUCAUAUAUUUCUUUGUGAAAUUUUUUAUCUCAGUUAUGUUUUAUUAGCAAUUAUUAAUGUGGCAAAAGAUUUUCGUUUGGGACCUUUUCUUUGUGAUUUUGCAAAUUAUGGCAUGUAUGUAACAAUUCCAAUAAUGCAAUUUGCUCUAUUAUUUCUUUCUCUUGAACGUUUACAAACACAUUUUAAGUUAUCAAUGACAUGGACAAAAAUCUUUACUAAACCAUUUUUAAUACAAGUUAUUUUAUGUGCUAUAUGGAUUAUUCUAAUAGCAUUAGUUGCUACAUUUAUGUUUAUAAAAAAACAAUUUAGUUUUAAUUUUUUUAAAGAUAAAAUACAUAGUCUAGCUCCACCAAUAGUUGGUGAUGUUGUUGAACGAAUGGUUGCACGUCGUCAUCAUUGUUCAAUUGAUGGUCGUUUAUCAUCUGUAUUUAAAACAGUAAUUAUUAUUUUAUUUAUUAUAUUAAUUGUUAAACCAAUUAUAUUUUCACUUGGUUUUAAUUUAUUAACACCAUAUUGCUGUAAAAAAAAACGAAAAGAUCUUGAAAAACAUGUUGAUCGUCGUACAACAACAUUAGUAACAAUAUUUCUUUUAUUAAAUUUAUUUUUUUCAUUUCCAUUUUAUAUUGUAUCAAUGUUUAAUACUAUAUUAACACGUAUUGAUUCAACAAAAGAUACAUUUACACUAAUAUUAAAAAUAUGUUUUACAUUACGUAUAACAAAUAUUAUAUUUGAAUGUUUAGCAUUUUAUAUAUUUGAAAGAAAUUCAUGGAAUUUAUUACGUAAAUUAUUAUAUUAUGGUACAUGUAAAAAAUGUUCUAUAUUUAAUGCUUCACCAGAUGAUGAUGUUAUGUAUACAAAAGAUCCUGAUGUUCAAGAUCUUAUUAAUAGAACACGUUUACCUUCGGAUGAUGAUGAUGAUAAUAAUAAAGAAAAAAUGAAAAAAAAACGACGAACUAAAAAAGAACCUGAACCAAUAACUGAAAGUGAACCUGAUGAUGAUGAUGAUGAUGAUGGAGCAUUUAGAAAACCAAGUAGGAAAAAAUCAAAAUUUGAAAAAGCCAGAACACCAGAUGAAAGCGAUAAUGAUGAUGAUAAUGAUGAUGGAGCAUUUAGAAAAUCGAAUAGAAAAAAACCAAAAUUUGAAAAAGUCAAAACACCAGAUGAAAGCGAUAAUGAUGACAAUAAUGAGGAAACUGUUAUCAAACCAAAACCAAACUCAAGUAAAAAGAUUAUUGAAUCUGAAGAAGAGGAAGAGGAAGAGGAAGAUGAAGACGAAAAAACUAUACCAAAAACCAAGAUUAUUAAAAGACAAACAUCAUCAACGAAAAAAGUCGAAAGUGAUGACGAUGAACCAAAACAAAUUACGACCAAAAAUCGAAAGUCUAAAAUAAAACAACCAGAAAGUGACAAUGAUGAAGAUAAUGAACCAAAACAUAUUACUAUUACAAAACGAUCAUCACGAACAAGAAAACCUGUCAGCAAUGAUGAUGAUAGAGAUCAAAGGUAUCAAACUACAACAAUUCCAAAACGUAAAUCACGUCCAAGAAUUCAAGAAGAAACAACUAUCGAACAUCCAAAAACAAAAUCAACUAAAUCACAUCGUAAUGAUGUCGAAAUUCAAAUACCAAAUGGUAGAUCUACAUCACAUCGACCAUCAUCCGUUACAAAAAAAUCAACUCAAAGACAUUCAACUUCUACUGAUCAUCAUAAUACUAAACAUCAUUCGCGACAGCGUUCACCAUCAUUAAAUGAGAGUGAAGCUGAUAGAGCUUCAGAUGCCAGUCAUACAUCUUCGAAAAUGAUCAAGACUUCUGCUUCUUCUAAACCAAUAAUUAAACAAACAACUAAAACUCAUUCAUCAUCGAAAGAACAUAAGCAGAUUCGAAGUCGUUCACCAAAUCAAUCACAUUCUCGAUAUAGAACAGAAUCUUCACCAUCAUCACCUCAACGUCGAGCAAAACCAACAAAAUCAACUAAAUCUCAUCAUACAACAAGAAAACAUAGUCAUAGUGCAUCAACAAAAACAAAUAUUCAUACAAAAAAACCAAAAAUAGAUCGUCGUACUAGAAUUCUUGAAAUGUCUGACGAAGUAUAA